Molecule: messenger RNA, 769 nt
Organism: Aspergillus wentii DTO 134E9
Lineage: Eukaryota; Fungi; Ascomycota; Eurotiomycetes; Eurotiales; Aspergillaceae
Exons: 2
Coding region: 190-435 (81 amino acids)
Source: RefSeq, a predicted model, not a curated record
AUAGAUCUCAACCUAUUGUGCGAGAUCGCUGUGCUGGUGGACUAUAUCGGAUGCCAUGAAGCAGUGGAAAUGUUUGCGGCCUCUUGAAUAUCUGAUCUUAAACUAGAGCUACCAACAAGCUAUACGGAUGAUUUGAUCAGGUGGAUCUGGAUAUCUUGGAACUUUCGUGACAAUGAUGUCUUUCGAAAAAUGACACACAUUCUCCAGCGUGAGGUCACUGGGCCAAUUAGACGCCUGGACCUUCCAAUCCCACAGGACCUAGCAGAGGGAAUCGAGAGAGAAAGACAAGACUACAUUGAUCAAAUUGUGAAGUCGCUAUAUGGACGUAUUUAUGGAUUGGUAAAGGCAGGGCAAUGCUGCUCUGACUGUGAUAAGCUUAACAUCGGGGAACUUAUGAAAACACUGUCCAGUCUUGAAAUCUUUCCACGGAUCUAGCCACCCUUUGCUUGAAUCAGCUUUGAUUUCCUCGCAAACCGUAUAAGGGCAAUAGGGAAUGCACCAUGUCAUGCAUUGCUCCACGAUAAGAGGAUCUGCUUUGGAACUCGCUGCCGACUCAUCCCCAGAACCUUGGGAUUGUUGAAUGAACUGGAUAGGGAAAUCUCUGGUUGGAAUUUACCGGCUUGUGAAUAUUAACGUGCUUCGGGAUACUCUAGCUCUUGAGGCCCUGCCUGAGGCUCUAAGUCUGUUUUUUCAUGUUUUUUUACUUAACCAGAUACUGAUGCUUAGCAUCAAUGGACAGGCACGCAUCAUGUCCAUUGAUAUAGCCAGC